UGUUAGUACAGGGAGGCAGAGUGACUACUGAAAGAUCAACGUUCAUCUGUAAAACUAUUAGAAUGUAAAUGUAGAAUCUCCUUUGUCGUGGGUAGCGUGUUUUAGCGUGUUUUAUCGUGUUUGAGUGUAAUGUUUUGAUAUGAAUUAGAGCUACAAAGAUGAAAGUUGCAGUAGAAGGCUGUUGUCAUGGAGAGCUGGAUAAGAUCUAUGAAAGCAUCAGUUACCUGGAGAAUAAAGAAGGUGUGAAGGUGGACCUGCUGCUCUGCUGCGGAGACUUCCAGGCCGUCAGAAAUGAAGGAGACAUGAAAUGCAUGGCGGUUCCUGCCAAAUACAGACAAAUGCAAACGUUCUACAAGUACUAUUCUGGUGAAAAGAAGGCCCCCAUUCUGACCAUUUUCAUUGGUGGAAACCACGAAGCAUCAAACCAUCUGCAGGAGCUUCCCUAUGGAGGCUGGGUGGCCCCCAACAUCUAUUACCUGGGUUAUGCUGGUGUUGUACGCUUUAGAGGUGUACGGAUUGGUGGUCUUUCUGGAAUCUUUAAAUCUCAUGAUUACAAGAAAGGACACUUUGAGUUCCCGCCAUACAAUCAAGAAUCCUUGCGUAGUGUGUACCACGUAAGGAACAUUGAUGUCUUCAAGCUUAAACAGAUCAAGAUGCCCAUAGACGUGUUCAUGACGCACGAUUGGCCACGAGGCAUCUAUCACUAUGGCAACACAAAUCAGCUUCUGCACAAGAAGAAGUUCCUCAGACAGGAGGUGGAGAGUGGGACCCUGGGCAGCCCGGCAGCUGCAGAGAUCCUAGAGCAUCUGCAGCCGAGUUACUGGUUCUCAGCUCACCUGCAUGUGAAGUUUGCUGCAAUAAUGCAACACCUGGCUAAGAAUAAUGCUGCCCCAAAGAUCACAAAGUUUCUUUCACUUGACAAGUGCCUUCCACAUAGAGACUUCCUACAGAUCGUGGAGGUAGCAGACAGACCAGGCUCCUCCGAGCAUCUUGAGUAUGACCCAGAGUGGCUGGCCAUCUUGAAAGCAACUGACAGGCUUCAGAAACCAUCCUGCAAAUUCUGGAACCCUCCACAGAACAAUGGCCUACAUACCCGGUGGGACUUUAGUGCCUCAGAGGAAGCUAUGAUGGAGGUUGUGAGCGAUUUGAGUGGUGACCUCUGUAUCCCUGAGAACUUCAGCCUGACAGUUCCCGCCUAUGACCCCAGCCACCCUCAGCCCAAUUCCCACCCAGCCUACUCCACCAACCCCCAAACAACAGAGCUAUGUGCUACCAUAAGCCUGACGGACAUCUAUGCCAUAGCUGGACGGGGUGGGCAAAGUUUCGAGGAAGAGGGUGCCUCCGGUGUGACUGAAGAGGAGGAUGAGGACAACCAGAGCACCGGUAGCAUAGAUGAACCCAGUGAAUAUCCCACUGACACCUCUGUCCUCUCCAGUUCCUACAACCCAGAUGAAAUUACCAUCGAGGACGAAUGGGAUGAAGUGGAGGAGGGGGUAGGAUGUACCGAGGAGAAAUGGACAGAUGCAGUUGUUCCUGAAGGGCGAGUUGGGGGCCAGGACAGCGAUAGAGACAGCAGCCCUUCACGAGAGAUGGCAGGCAGACUAAGCUUACCACCCCCAUGCGUUGCUCUUCGCUCCCCAUUGUCUCUCUCUCUUCCCCCUCCCUCUCACUCAGCAUCCCUCUCUCAGGGCAGCUCAGAGGAAGAGGGAGGCUUCACACUAGCCAGGGUCCCCAAACGCACCAGCGGGGAGAGAGCAGGUCCAGUGAGUCACUCUGGUGGCACACCUCGAAUCAAACGAAGAAACCAGAGUAUCUACACGGCAGCUGAGGAUGAAGAAAGUGAGGGGUUAUUGACUGUGUAACCAGUCCUGCACGAGCCGCUCAGAGCAUGAUUCAAACCAGCGUCUCCGGCAAUGGAGGCAUGCGUGCUACAAAGGAGGCUAAACACGACAGCGUCUAGCAUCAGUUGCUUGUGUGCCCCUUAUAGCCAG
Xyrauchen texanus (razorback sucker) is the source of this 1991-nucleotide messenger RNA. It is a transcript of the gene dbr1, whose product is annotated as debranching RNA lariats 1. The transcript has 9 exons. Gene Ontology annotation, cellular component: nucleus. The record is from RefSeq and is a predicted model, not a curated record. Gene Ontology annotation, molecular function: RNA lariat debranching enzyme activity. Lineage: Eukaryota; Metazoa; Chordata; Actinopteri; Cypriniformes; Catostomidae. Bases 159 to 1862 code for a protein of 567 amino acids. Gene Ontology annotation, biological process: mRNA splicing, via spliceosome.